Messenger RNA from Doryrhamphus excisus (bluestripe pipefish), 3707 nucleotides. Its product is annotated as glutamate decarboxylase 1-like. Gene Ontology annotation, cellular component: presynaptic active zone; cytoplasm. Gene Ontology annotation, biological process: GABA biosynthetic process. The record is from RefSeq and is a predicted model, not a curated record. Gene Ontology annotation, molecular function: pyridoxal phosphate binding; glutamate decarboxylase activity. NCBI's taxonomy places the organism in Eukaryota, Metazoa, Chordata, Actinopteri, Syngnathiformes, Syngnathidae.
AAACCAGUGACACACACACACACACACAUAUGCACCCCCCCUCUACGUAAUGUGUUGCUCCACCAGCAUCAAACUUGAAGUCCGUGACGACGACUCGCAAGGGGAGCAUCACUUCCACAGAGAAAAAAAAAGUCUGAUAGCAAGCUCCUGGAGACCCACCACAAAAAUGCUGCAAAGGCUCAAGUGCGCGCUCAUUUUCGGGGAAGGCUUUCUUUAAAUUGUCCACUCCAGCCCAGACAAGGUCACCUUGCGUGGCAUUGAUGAGUGGAGCGCUGGAGAUCUGCUCAAGUCUAUUUUAGACUGCACCUCCUCGCCCUCAUAACCGGUCCAACUUCAAGCAACACAUUCUUCUUUCUUCUCUCCUCACCAGUGAGACAAGACAAGGGAUUUUAAAAAAAAGGGAAUUUACAGAAAACCACCAGGAUAUUUCUUUAUUUAUUUUUGGAGUGGGGAAGGAGCUGAGCUGAGGACUUUUUUUUGUGUGUGGAUUGAUGGCGUCUGCACCUUCCUCCUCCUCCGAUGGAGAUCCGGAUCCCAACGCGACGAAUUUCCGAGCACCGGGAUCAAGCUACGACGCUUGGUGUGGAGUUGCCCACGGAUGUACAAGGAAACUGGGCAUGAAGAUAUGUGGGUUUUUGCAAAAGAACAACAGUCUCGAGGAGAGGAGCAGGUUCGCGGGGUCCCUCAAGGAGCGCGCGGCCAGGAGCCUCGUGCUCUCCUGUGACAACAGUGGCGGGGGCGCGCGAUUCACGCGCACAGAGACCGACUUCUCCAACAUGUUUGCCAGAGAUCUCCUACCUGCCAAAAACGGUGAGGAGCCCACCAUGCAGUUCUUGCUGGAGGUGGUGGAAAUCCUCACCAGCUACAUCCGCAAAACCUUUGACAGAUCCACCAAGGUCCUGGACUUCCACCACCCCCACCAGCUGCUGGAAGGCAUGGAGGGCUUCAACUUGGAGCUCUCCGAUCAGCCCGAGUCCCUGGAGCAGAUAUUGGUGGACUGCAGGGACACGUUGAAGUAUGGCGUGAGGACAGGCCAUCCCAGGUUCUUCAACCAGCUGUCCACUGGCUUAGACAUUGUUGGCUUGGCAGGGGAGUGGCUUACAUCCACGGCCAACACCAACAUGUUCACCUAUGAGAUUGCGCCCGUCUUCGUACUGAUGGAGCAGCUGACGCUGAAGAAGAUGAGAGAAAUCAUCGGCUGGCCCGAGGGGGAGGGGGACGGAAUAUUCUCCCCAGGAGGAGCCAUUUCCAACAUGUACAGCGUGAUGAUUGCACGAUACAAGUACUUCCCGGAGGUCAAAACCAAAGGCAUGGCAGCUGCACCGCGACUGGUCCUCUUCACCUCUGAGCAUAGUCACUACUCCAUCAAGAAGGCCAGCGCGGCUCUCGGCUUUGGAACCGACAACCUGAUCCUGCUCAAGACAGAUGAAAGAGGGAGAGUCAUUCCUGCUGAUUUGGAAGCCAAAGUGAUUGCCGCCAAGCAAAAGGGGUAUGCUCCCAUGUAUGUGAACGCCAUGGCCGGCACCACCGUCUAUGGAGCUUUCGAUCCCAUCAACGAAAUUGCAGACAUCUGUGAAAAGUACAACAUGUGGCUUCAUGUGGAUGGGGCGUGGGGGGGAGGAUUGCUCAUGUCCAGGAAACACAGACACAAGCUGAAUGGAGUCGAGAGGGCCAACUCAGUCACUUGGAACCCUCACAAGAUGAUGGGGGUACCGCUGCAGUGUUCCGCCAUUUUGGUCCGAGAGAAGGGUUUAUUGCAAGGCUGCAACUCCAUGUGCGCUGGCUACCUUUUCCAGCCAGACAAGCAGUACGACGUGGCGUACGACACCGGAGACAAGGCUAUCCAGUGUGGGCGCCAUGUGGACAUCUUCAAGUUCUGGCUGAUGUGGAAAGCAAAGGGAACCGUAGGAUUCGAACAACAUAUCGACAAGUGUCUGGACCUGUCAUCAUACCUUUAUUACAAAAUAAAAGGCAGAGAAGGUUUCAAGAUGGUGUUUGACGCAGAGCCGCAACACACCAACGUCUGCUUCUGGUACAUUCCGCCGAGCCUACGCAGCAUGCCUGCUGGUGAGGAGAGACAGCAGAGGUUGCACAAGGUGGCCCCGAAGAUCAAGGCCAUGAUGAUGGAGUCCGGCACCACAAUGGUGGGCUACCAGCCUCAAGGAGAGAAGGUCAACUUUUUCCGCAUGGUCAUCUCCAACGCGGCCGCCACCAGGUCAGAUAUCGACUUUCUGGUGGAGGAAAUUGAGAGACUGGGACACGACUUGUAAGGACAACACAUACAUUGUGAUGUGUAUCAUACACACACACACACACACCAGACCCCUCAUGAGGAAUACCUGAACUCCGAAACAGGAGCUGUGCCAAAAAUGAUAAUAGUAAAACAUUUAACAAUACAAGCGGUCCUCGGGUUGCCAAGUGGAAACUUCUACCAAAAGCAUCGCUAAAAACGAAAAAAAGUCACUCACACUGUGCAUACAACACACAAAUACACACAUAAAAAGAUAAUAUACAAGAAUGACGUGAAAGAGACAGCACACCGAAUCCAUGACCCCUCUAGCUUUCAUUAGCAGAGGUGUUGACAUGACUUAUGGAACUUGACCUCGACUCAGGUCACAGUUUUGAUGACUUUGGACUUGACAAUAUCAUUAAAGACUUGGACUUUGACAUCAGUGACUUGACAUCGGGACUUGAAUCAGACUUUAUUCUAAGGACUUGACAAUACUUGGGACUUUAGUGUGUUGAGUAUCAUGUGUCCUCAUUCCAAGUAUUCAACAAACCUGACUAUUUUUACAGCAAGACACCAAAUUUUCCCACAGAAUCUGCCUCACUGAAUGCAUCAUUCAACAUCCAAUCAGGUUUUAGAACAAACAACGAGGGUGUGGCUUCCAUUUCUGUGUGUCAAUAUGCCGCCAUGGAUAAUUUAAUUAGCAAAUUCGCAAAUGACUUAUUUUUAAUAAAUCAAAACUUUCCAGGCUAUGACUUUAGACCAGACUCGACCUGUCUUGUCUUGACUUAAGACUUGAAUUGGACUUCAUACCUGAAAAACACAGACCGUGUCCCCCCUCUGUUCAUUAGCAUUCAAUCAACUUUACUCUUUAAUGGCAGUAACGAAAGUCGAAAGGUUGGGACCAAAAGAGCUUUCCUUUUCUUUAGCGCACUGCUGCUUGGGAGGCAUAGUAAAGUGUAAAACGUGAACAUGAUAAUAAUUAUCAGGUUGAUAUGAGGAAAUUAUGACCUCGUACUGAUAAAUUCAAUAACAUAAAACAUAGUGCUGAGGACCCCCUGUAUGUUUAUCAUUGGGGUUGUAAUCCAUAUUAGAAGGAUCUUUGACCAUAAGCCUUGAGUAGUUGGCUUGUGUACCUAACAUUGUGGUCUGUCAUGGUCGGGGUCCGCAGAUGAGUGUCAUCUCCGUCGGCAGACCAGGAAUAACGUCAUGUAUUCUAUGCAGAAUCAUUUGAGAAGGUUAAAAAAAGAGCACAAGCUUCUAGCAUUCAUGUCAUUGAAUAAACACGUUGGUGCACCAUGUUAUGCAGUAUAAUACAGUAUACCGUGAUAUACAGAAUAAUACAGUAUACCAUGAUAUACAGAAUAAUACAGUAUACCAUGAUAUACAGAAUAAUACAGUACACCAUGUUAUACAGUAUAAUACAGUACACCAUGAUAUACAGAAUAAUACAGUAUACCAUGUUAUGCAGUAUAAUACA